Molecule: messenger RNA, 5451 nt
Organism: Pseudo-nitzschia multistriata
Lineage: Eukaryota; Bacillariophyta; Bacillariophyceae; Bacillariales; Bacillariaceae
Source: the annotation of a GenBank genome assembly
CAGGCCGUUUCUACAACAGAGCAACCUAACAUUCCAAUUACCAUAAAAACAGUCUACUGCAACUGAUUCAAACUAGUAAAGAGAAUCAGCUACAGCAGCAUCAACAGCAUUAACAACACAGAAACCAGCCACUGAGUCAGUCACUCGUUGGUACAGUAGUAGCAUAUCUUAACUCAAAACACAAAGUAUCGUAGACGUCUGUAACAAACACAUUCACGAACCCACAAAUGAACCGCUUUUUCCUCAGCAUCGCCGCAGCCUCUCUGGCGCUCGUGUCGGCAGAUGUUAACUUCAAGGAAAUGCACGAGAGAAAGCUGGCCAUGGAGGAAGACCACAGAGGUGAGACUAUAUCAGGCAAUCCAUAGCGUGUGCCGUCUUGUCUAGCAACGUAACGUGGCUGUUUGUGCGUGCUGCGCUGCUCGCUCUUCGAACCCAUUGACUCCUCUCUUACCAUUAUUGCUUAUGGCCAAUACUGCUACUGCUCUUAACAUUACCAUCAACAGUGAUGGAAGAAUACCUCAGCACGAAAUCCGGCACGAAAUCCGGCACGAAAUCCGACACGAAAUCCGGUCGCCAACUGGAUGCGUCUUUCUUUCAAACGCCGUCGCCCAGCGCCUCUCCCUCGAAGGUUCCGACACAGACACCAUCCGCUUCUCCGACCACCAGUGAACCUUCCAAGCAACCCACCACGAGUCCGUCCGCGGAACCCAGCUCGAUACCAAGCAGGCUUUCCGAGGAAUACGGUGGCCUUCCGUGGCCCUCGGCGUCUCCAUCUAACUUCUACGAGCCUGCCCCCAAGUGUGGCACGAUUGAAACCAAGGACGGCAGCGAGCGUCUGCUUGGCCCCCUGCCCGAUGAAAACUACUAUUGCAACGGCGAUUCUUACGCAUGGUAUCGGAGAACGUUCACCCAUUACGACUACGAAUUUGAGCUGUCCCAGUAUUGCGAAUACAAGUUCAGUAGCCCAGAAACCGGUUCUUCAGUAAUCAUGCGGGACGUUAACCACUGGUUCGAGCAGGCCGCAACGAGUUUGAAGGGGUGGGACGAAGUCGGCUACAAGGCUUCUCCCGAGGAGUACGUUUUUUCUGGAUACGCUGUGCCGGAGUUUGACGACAUUGAAUAUGAGAGCGACAUCGCAGAUGCAGAGUGCCCCUUGAACUACUGCAUCAGAAUCACAGGCCCGUCGGUGGGGCUGAACACAAACGAAGAAUUAUCGGACGGCAGCGCCGAACCUUAUUUGCUAUACGCCUUUAGCAGCUGGGAAGGUUACUCUACUUUUGAAGGCUUUCUGUCGAGUACAAUGUAUAGCUGGAACGCUCAUCACAUCUUCAUGACGAACCACUACCUCAAGUGCUCAUGCCCAUCGUUCUGUAUCGAUGAAGAAUUCUAUGUUCAAGAUUUCAAACCGUUGGCCACCUGCUACGUCGAAGAUAUUUGCGGGGUGAAAACCUUCCAGAUUGCGUUCUCGGACGACUACCCCGAGACGCAGAGAGUUUCCUGGGAGAACACGGGAACCACCCAUGUGAUGGAGUGGUUCAGCGAGUGCGCCAACGUGAUGCACGGGUGCCCGCAACUAGCUUCCGAUUUUUCUCCGGCAAGGUUUAGUGGCGUGGGUCAUUUUAGUUCUAUCCGCGGUCCAGAUGUCUACACGUACGAUGAAUAUGAGUCAGCAACCAACGUGUAUGGCUUUGGGGGCUGGCGCGGUUUCGGUUGGGAUUAUUACAGCCAACCAGCUCUCUUGUGGGAGUGCCCUUCCCCGGAACAUCUUGAGAGACUAGUCGAAUUCGGAGACUUGAUCUCGGAUUAUUCGUUCUUUAGGCAUGACAGUAUAGACACCUCGGUACCAGAGACGUGUCCGGAGCCACCUUUGAUCGAGCCAGAGGAUCCCAUCGUUUUCGAUCCGGAAGGACCGCCGUGCACGGAAGUGGAGAACGAAGGGUUGUUUUGCUUUGAGCUCAAGCACGCGACUUGCUACAUCAGGGAUACGCACGAGUGCUCGGAGUUUGAGUUCGUCAUCGAAGGUGUCUUGGAUGGCGCGGAGGAUAUGUGGGUUACCACUGACGUCGAGGUUUGGGACUCGUGGUGCCAUUUUGAUGGCAUUGGCUGUGGUAUUCCGUCGUAUUGGGACGAACAACCGCCAUACACCUACGAGAACUCCCCGUGGGCUUUUGUCUCUUGGAGCGACUAUCAGCACCAAUGGUUGGAAUUUCAAUCCGGUUCGUCCGGUCGUCCAUCGGCUAUCGGAGGUGGAAAUUCUUAUAGAUUAUGGAACUGCGAUGAUGCAACACAAGCCUAUCUUGCUAGGGAUGUAAGUUUUCCACAGGCAUUUUUGAAUUGUCAGCCACAAACAACGAUUUCACUUUGCCUCUCACUCUCCUUCUCGUCGUUUCUUUUCUCGAUCCCAACAGUUUACAGAUGCAGUUGCUGCAAGUAGUUCCGGUGAUUUAUACCAAGUCCCGCCAUUGGAUUGUACGGAAAGCCCAACCGCAAGCCCAUCGAUGGGUCCUACAUCGAGUAUCCAACCAAGCAAUUCCCCCACAAUGUCACCAACUAUCUGUGGGGAGUCCUACCUGAAUAGCGAAAGCCUCAACAUCGACCUAGCCAUCGAUCUUUCCUAUUCGACCUAUUUGUAUUUGUUUUCUUCGGAGGUCGACAUCGGCGACGUGAACGGAGAUGGAAAGGCGAAUACUAUUUUGGAUGCGCAGGUUCAAGCCAUUGAAGAGUUGCUCGUCGCUAUCUUAGAGAGCGAAACGCUCGGCAACAGAAAUUGCGAAAUCAACCUUAUUUCAUUCCAUACGGAUGCCACAAACCAUGGUACCUUCCUCCCCCUUAGCGAAGACGAAAGCAGCAUCAACACGAGACUUAUGCAUUACAUCAAAACAGAGUUGCGUGCCCCAACUAGUGACUUGGAGGUACAACUAACCAACAAUGGCUUCACUAACUUCGAUGCUGCGUUGGAUCUUGCCGGUGACUACUUCGAAUAUGAAGCCACCCCCGAUCGUUUAAAUCUGCUCGUCUUCCUUUCCGAUGGGGAACCAAAUGUUCGUGGGGUAAGUACCGUUCAACUCUUACUUUGUGAAAGCAUGAGUCCUAGCCAAGUAUUCCGUCUAACUCAAUCAUUUGUGUCCUCUUUUUUUGGAAUUCAUCUUCUGCUAUCUAUCAUCCCACCACUCCGAUAGGACGGAGAUGAUGAAGGUUAUUGUGCCGACACUGCUGGUGUCUGGAAUUCAAACCCUACGAAUGGAUUUCCUGCCGAAGUUCAAUGUGCCGACUUAGAUUUGGAAGCUGGUGUACGUCACACUUUCUGCCGUGCAGAUGAUCCGGAAUGUGUGCCUAGAAAUCCGUACCAGGAAUGUGUCCGCGGAAUGACCAAGUGCAUCAACAGUCCUGCCGUAACGCAAUACGAAUCGGAGAUCAACAGGCUAACUGAGUUGAGAGUCGAACGAUUGGCGAUUGGUGUCGGCGAUGCCAGUAAUGUAGCGGAAGGAUCUGCCCUCUGGAUGAUCGAUAACAAUCCCGGAAAAGAUCUUGGUGUUCUGCCAAUCCAAGCCCUGGAUCUGGAGGCGUUGUCCAACGCCCUCAAGUCGCUCUGUAUCUUGAACACGGACCCGCCAACCGCGGAACCGAGCCAUCAGCCCUCUGAUCAGCCCACUAGUUCUACGGCUCCGAGUGUUAUCCCCACGGAUGUACCGUCUUCGGAACCUACCGAUGUCCCAUCCAGCAGUCCGACGGAAGAACCCGAAUUCACCAUCGAGACCCCAUCGCCAACGAAAUCGCCAACCCAAACUCCAACAAAAACACCUACAAAAACACCUACUGCUUCGCCAUCGCAAGAGCCUAGUACUUCGGAGCCAACCGGUUCCCCGACUGCGUUUCCCACACGCCUUCCGUCUGCAUCACCUACCAGCGAACCGACUACAGCCGAACCAUCUGCUGCACCAAGUCAGUAUCCGUCAGGAAGUUUUUAUCCGAGCUCUGCUCCAACGGAAUCCCCCACCGAGAGUCCAGCUCCAAGUCAAAGUCCUACCGACGCUCCAACCACUUCUCCCACCGUCUCCCCCACGGUAUCGCCAACUCUUUCUCCCACGGCAUCACCUACGAAGUCUCCGACGGCAUCACCAACUUCGUCGCCAACGAACAAGCCGACUGAGAUCCCCACAACCUCUCCAACCGACUCCCCGACCAGUAGCGUCGCUCCGACAUUCUUGUUGCCGGAGUGUUAUGACUACCCCAAGUUAGUCAAGAAGGACAGCAGCGAUACUGGCAUUUGCUUUUUCUCCGAGGAUAUGAUUUUUAUCGAGCAACAGAAUACCACCGAAGUUGGUCUUCGAAUCAACAAUGUAUGGUCCAAAACGCUACCUCAAGACGUCAUCCUUUUCUCUCACUCCAACGGUGUGAAUUCCGUCAGAGGCGGUAACGGAUUCGAGUGUGAUAGCGAAGAUGGUAAUGCCAUUGACCUGGCUGGUAGCGACGAAAUCAUGGUUCAGUGUCACUCAGAGGGAGACGGCGAACCCUAUCUUGCGGUGGUCGAUUUGAUGAUCAUCGACAGCAACAUUCCAGUGAACGAUGUGAAUCACCCCUGUAAUCCCAAUGAAGUGAUUCCGAACGCUUGUUCGUGGCGAAUGGUCAUUCCCUGUGAAGAGGACGUCAUGUGCACCCCUGAACCGACCGACAGCCCAUCGGUGUAUCCAACCUAUGUUCCAACCUUUGGCGAAUCAACUGAAAGUCCCACUACGCUAACAACCUUUCACAGUGAAAGUCCCACUACGGGAACAACCUUUCACGAAAAAACUGAAAGUCCCACUCACGAGCUCGAUCGGCAUACAAACGACGAUGAAUCGAACGACAUCGUAUACGAAUCUGAAUGCCCAGAAGACAUCGUCCUCUUGGAGCAAGAAGGAGUCACGGAAUUCCCCGAGGGUGGUCUCUACGUGGUUGGCCGGGAAGAUGGUACUGUGACCGUAAAGUUGACACAGACCUUCACGGAUGCCACCGUCGACUCCUUGUUUUACCAGUACCAAAUUGGCAGGUUUAGCAACAAGUGUUUCGAAGACAAAGACGUCCCCGUGACUGAUUCGGUCGACAUCACUAUCCUGUGUACCGAGCACAGCAAGAUUGCUUUGCUGGAGCUUUGGGUCGUCGAUGCCCUCGAGCACAACCUCCUGUCGGAGUCCGACAACUCCGUCGUCCCCGAGUGCUGCCACCCGACCCAUCCCGAGGGAACCCCGGCCACUAAGUAUUUGUUCGAAAUCAAGUGCCUCACGGUUUGUGCCGACGCCGUGGAAUAAAUGUAAAUGGGAUCGAGGCAGCACAAAGUUAUUAUUGUUACACGUAAAAGAAGAAAUCACGUUCCUCCUUGCAGCGGUUCCCGCAGCAAAGCACCGAACUAUUCUAAAACCAUAUUUAUGUCAAACGAAACCCCUCUGUAGUCUUAGCCAUACAUUAUAUUUU